Molecule: messenger RNA, 549 nt
Organism: Colletotrichum destructivum
Lineage: Eukaryota; Fungi; Ascomycota; Sordariomycetes; Glomerellales; Glomerellaceae
Exons: 3
Coding region: 1-549 (182 amino acids)
Source: RefSeq, a predicted model, not a curated record
AUGAGCGCGGAUACCGGAGGGACGGACCUCGUCUCCUGCUCCAACGUGACCGGCAUCGACACUUCGUAUUGCUGCGAUCACGCCCCCAACUGCUCGGGCCCGACUCCGACAGGCACCAUCCCGUCGACACCUCUGACAGCGGGAGGUCAAAGUCGGACUUCUGCGGAGCCCGUACCUACGGCGGCACUAACCCAGGGAGAGGCUGAGAAGGACCCUGGCCUGUCGACCACGGCCAAGGCAGGUAUCGGCGCGGGUGCGGGCGCGGGCGCCCUCCUCGUUGCGGCCAUAGUGUAUCUCCUACUCAAGAUACGAAGCAACAAGAAGGCCCUACAGGCUCAGCAGGCACAGCAGGAGGCCCAUCGCUGGCCUGGAAUGUACCAGGAACCGCCAAUGGGGCCGGUCUACUACAACAACGGCCUGCCAGAGAAUUGGGCCCCGCCUCGAGCCACAGAGGUGAAGACACCGCCCGUCUUUAAUGGAAGCUAUGAGAUGGAUGCCCGGCCGGCCGAACGACACUGGGCAAGAGUAGAGCUUCCGACGAACCCUUGA